UAUGAUAAGUUAAAUGAUAUAGCACUUCUUGUCUUGUCGCUAGUGUCUUGCGCUAGCCAGACAGUGUACAGUAAAGAAUAAUCAUCACAUUACUUUAAUGUGAGAUUUUCGCCCGGCGUGAACACAGACAUUUGGCGUUCAUUUUAAGCCACACACCCCUCCCCCGGUCUAUACAGGACUGUCGAGUUUAAAAACUAGAACUCUGUUCUAGAUCUUAACUUGUGGAUAUGUUUUACAACUAAAGUGUAGUAAGAAUCGUUCAACAGCCAACACUGUGACAUCGGAGUGAGAAGUAUAGAAAUCUGUGAAAACAGUAAACAGCAUUUUGUCGGAUAAGAUACUGUUAGCGGGAACUCGAGAUUCUGUGUAUCGUUACACGUGUAGGUCUCGAAGACUAACGAACUAUUACGAACAUUAAAGAAAAUCCAAGAAGAAAACAGGACGAUGUCCGUGGAACCGUACGUGUUAACGGACGCCGAAGGGGCCACAUGCGAAGGAAUGAUCAAACUUGACGGCUACCCGAUGCCCUCGUUCAUGCAAGAUUGCACCACGCGAGGGAAGAAUUUUUUCGGCAUGCGGAACUGGAAAAUUCGCGAUGAUGAUGUUGUCUUGGCAACCCUAGCAAAAGCAGGUACCCAUUGGGUUGACCCAAUUUUGUACAUGCUUCUGACAAGAAAAACUGAACUGCCAGCCGAGAGAAAAUUUACGUUAUUCGAUGCUACAAACGAGGAAAACUUCGAGAAAAUGCCUUCUCCUAGGAUUUUGGCCACACACUUACCUCCGCAAUACCUCCCGCAACAACUGGACGAAAAGAAGACCAAGAUUGUGUUAGUGUUGCGUAACCUCAAGGACGCUGCGGUUUCCUUGUACUACCACACACUGAACAUGCACUUGUUUAAUUAUUCAGGGAAAUUUAAGAACUUUCUUCCAUUGUUCAUCGAAGGAAAACAGCAAUACGGUGACGUGUUUUCCUAUAUAAGAGAAUUCGAAGAAAAGAUGAAUUCAGAACCGGACAGGAUUUGCUUAGUUAUGUACGAAGAUUUAAAAAUGGACGGGGUUAGAGAGAUUCAGCGUAUCGCGAGGUUUCUUGGCGUGGAUGCAAAUGAAGAGUUUUGUCGGGCAGUCCACGAAAGCUGCUCUUUCCACAACAUGGCGGAGAAAAGUAUGCCUGAACAAGAACGCGCAAGAUUCUUCAAACCUGGUGGCUCAUUCUAUAGAAAAGGAAUUAUCGGAGACUGGAAGACUCACUUUACGGUCGCUGAAAGCGAGAUGUUCGACGAGAUUUUCGCACAGCGGAUGGCCGGAAGUAAACUGAAGUUCACGUACUCUGCACCCGAGUAACUUGAGAGCUAGAAUGAACAUGCUUUCCAGUUGGAACUAAAGUUCUUGAGUAAUUGCAACGAAGUCAUAUUUGGUGAAAUUAUUGGCGAGACUGUAUGUUGUUUUGCAACAUAAUUGUACGCAAUUCAUAAUAUGUAUUGACUAUAGAUCUUUUUCGCUUUAUUCAAUUUAUUGCUACAUUUAGUGUGUAUUCAGACAUGCAGGAUGUAUAUAAUGAUUUUUCAAAGA
This is a messenger RNA of Dreissena polymorpha, 1569 nucleotides long. Its product is annotated as sulfotransferase 1B1-like. The transcript has 6 exons. NCBI's taxonomy places the organism in Eukaryota, Metazoa, Mollusca, Bivalvia, Myida, Dreissenidae. Gene Ontology annotation, cellular component: cytoplasm. Gene Ontology annotation, biological process: sulfation. The coding region runs from base 445 to 1341 and encodes 298 amino acids. The record is from RefSeq and is a predicted model, not a curated record. Gene Ontology annotation, molecular function: sulfotransferase activity.